This is a messenger RNA of Acanthopagrus latus (yellowfin seabream), 933 nucleotides long. Its product is annotated as olfactory receptor 1D2-like. Gene Ontology annotation, biological process: G protein-coupled receptor signaling pathway. The record is from RefSeq and is a predicted model, not a curated record. The coding region runs from base 1 to 933 and encodes 310 amino acids. NCBI's taxonomy places the organism in Eukaryota, Metazoa, Chordata, Actinopteri, Spariformes, Sparidae. The transcript has a single exon. Gene Ontology annotation, cellular component: membrane. Gene Ontology annotation, molecular function: G protein-coupled receptor activity; olfactory receptor activity.
AUGAUGGAUAAUAUUUCUCAAAUAAGAAUGUUUUUUCUUUCAGGUUUAAAUGAAACACAUAACCACAUAUUUACUCUCUUCUUUCUCACUUUACUGUGUUACUGUGUGAUUUUGCUGGUAAAUAUUUCUAUUAUUGUGAUCAUCAUCAUGGAUAAAAAUCUGCAUGAACCAAUGUAUAUUUUACUAUGUACUUUUUCCAUGAAUGCACUUUAUGGGACAACAGGUUUCUACCCCAAGCUUCUCUGGGAUCUGCUUUCUCCUGUUCAUGUCAUCUCUUAUUCUGGAUGUCUUGUUCAGGCUCAAAUAAUUGCCUCAUUUGCCUGUGUUGAUUUGUCCAUUCUUUCAGUCAUGGCAUAUGACAGAUAUGUGGCUAUAUGUCGACCACUGGAGUACCACUCUGUCAUGUCAAAGCAAAGACUCAUUUUGUUAGUCUGUUACUCUUGGUUAACACCUUUUUUCAUUGUAGCUGCAAAUAUGUUUCUAACAUCUAGAUUAAAAUUAUGCAGCCCAUAUAUCACCAGAUUUUUUUGUGUGAAUUGGACAAUUGUUAAACUUGCAUGUAUUCCAGCUGAAACUGCCAUUAACAGCAUAGGGACAUACAUAACAAUACUCAUUUACUUUUUUCAUGGUAUGUUCAUAGUUCUAUCCUACAUUUGUCUUAUUAAAACAUGUGCAAAUUCUAUUGAAAACAGGGUAAAGUUCAUGCAAACAUGUGUGCCACAUUUGGUCUCCUUAUUCAUUUUACUCUUAACUAUACUUUUUGAUGUAAUGAUUAUGCGAUUUGGUUCAAAAGAUUUCCCUCAAGCCUUUAAAAACUUUGUUGCAAUAGAAAUUCUUGUCAUACCUCCCUUAAUGAAUCCAUUAAUUUAUGGUUUCAAAUUGACCAAAAUUAGAAACAGAGUUUUGGUUGUCAUGACCUUAAAAACUAAAUAA